UGAAGUUGGCGGAACUUACAACAGGAGAGAUUUAACUUCAAUACAUAUACUGUAUUGCAUAUCAUUAUGGCUGGAAACAAUGAUGAUUCAGUUGACCGCUUCAUAAGAGAAUACAUCAGUAUGCUGGAGAAGUGUUCCAAAAAGUGUAUCCACAGUACUAAUGUAUCGGAACUGACCCGUAUGGAGAUCAAUUGUGUUAAAAAAUGCGUUGCAGACCAACUGAAAGAAUCGGAGAAAUCAACAACCAAGAAAUCAUGGGGGCCUAAGAAGGACUCAACAUGUUGUAUUUUGUAGAAAGUGUGGCAUUAAAUAAAUAACUUUCUAGAUUUUAUUCUACUUCAUUCUGUCACAUGUCUGUAUGGAAGUUUGAGCAGACAGUACCUUAUGUAGUUUUUAAAAAAUAAAAGAAACAUAUGCAGCCUGAGAA
Schistocerca gregaria is the source of this 427-nucleotide messenger RNA. RefSeq lists its product as uncharacterized. NCBI's taxonomy places the organism in Eukaryota, Metazoa, Arthropoda, Insecta, Orthoptera, Acrididae. The coding region runs from base 67 to 294 and encodes 75 amino acids. The transcript is spliced from 3 exons. The record is from RefSeq and is a predicted model, not a curated record.